UUUAAUAUUCAUAUACUUUGAUACACAUAUAUAUUCUAGUGACAUUCUUUAUGAAAUUCACAAAACAAUACCCAAUAAUGAAUGCAUGUUUAUGGCAAAUAUUUAUUAAUAAAUAAGUAAUGAAAUGCCCCUGCCCACAGCCUUAACGUUGUUGUCAAGGGGCGUGGCUUGUGGUGACCAUAGCAACAGACCUUAGUGUGUCUGGUCACACAGAGCAGCAAGCUGACGAUGUGAUUUUCUUCAGUUAAAGGUGCAUUAGAAACUGGAUGCUAUCAACUGACCAGAAUUCUUUAAGUCAUCUGUUACAGAAGAGGAUCCAGAGGUGACCAGACAACUCAAUCCAGGACAAAAGACAUGGCCAGCUGUGAUGACAGAAAAUGGGACCCGUAUGAGACCUCGCAGAAAAGGGAUUUUGUCAGCAGACCAAGUUCACCGAGUCCAGUUUUACGACCACCUACAUCCAGGACCUACAGAAAUCCAUCCAUGGCUGAUCCCAUUGGUGUAACUGCAUAUAGUGAAGACUUUUGCUGGAAACCUUCAUCUAAGCCUGAGUGUAUCCGGACCGGCACAGCCUCUGGCAACAGGAGAAACAACCCACACCCAAGCCAGGGUUUUAUGGUAUGGAGGGUUCCCCCUGGACUGAAACUUUGUGAAAACCCCCCACCUGAGGAUGAAGUCAAAAAUGCUCUGUCUGCUCAGUACACAUCAACAUACAGAACUGACUUUUUGGGCAUCCCUCAAGGGAUCAUGAUGAACCGUAGAGUCCUAGAUCCUGUUCAGUCAAUUCCUAAGGUCCCUCAGUGCAUCCAGACUGAGAUGAGAUACAACUAUCGUAAGCCUGUUCAGAGACCUGAAUUUCAGGGAAAUAUAUCCCGCCAUGAGGCACCAAAGGGGAUAGUCCCUACAGUAGUUGCGAAGCAUAUCACUAACCAGGAAAGCACGAAGCCCUUGACCACCUACGACAGGCAUUUUGGUGGUAAAUCCACAGACUUUGCUUCAGUGCUCAGUUCUCUCCAGCCUGAGGAACUCCAGAACUUCUACAAGCAUUUACCUGAAAAGAAAAAAAUGGUGGUGCAAAGCUUUUUGCAAAAAAACCCAAGUCCCCCUGGUCAAGGAAAGAAAAUAAUGGAGCCAGUGGCAUUCACGCAACCUCCUGCAGUGCUAGACAGGGUAUCCGUCUGGCCUGGGCCUCUGUGACCAAUUCCCAGGAUGUGCAUGUGUGUGCAAGAAAAAUAAUAAAUUGCUUCUAUUGCAA
Messenger RNA from Pangasianodon hypophthalmus (striped catfish), 1255 nucleotides. RefSeq names its product testis-expressed protein 26. Lineage: Eukaryota; Metazoa; Chordata; Actinopteri; Siluriformes; Pangasiidae. The transcript has 8 exons. Gene Ontology annotation, cellular component: cytoplasm. The record is from RefSeq and is a predicted model, not a curated record. Bases 355 to 1197 code for a protein of 280 amino acids.